CAGGCACCCAGGUGCUCCCGCCGCUCUUUUCCCUGGGAUACCACCAGAGCCGCUGGAAUUACCAGGACGAGGGGGACGUGGAGGCCGUGGAGAGGGGAUUCGAGGAGCACGAGCUGCCCAUGGACGUGCUGUGGUUGGACAUCGAGCACACGGACGGCAAACGCUACUUCACCUGGGAUCCCACCAAAUUCCCACGGCCCAGGGAGCUCCUGGAGCGCCUGGGAGCUCGGAAACGGAGGAUGGUGACCAUCGUGGACCCCCACAUCAAGGUGGACGGGGGGUACCGGGUCCACGCCGAGCUCCGCGCCCGCGGCCUCUUCGUCAAGAACAAGGACGGGCACGACUACGAGGGCUGGUGCUGGCCCGGCUCCUCGUCCUACCCCGACUUCACCAACCCCGAGAUGCGCGAGUGGUGGGCGUCCAUGUUCGCCUACGACCAGUACGAG
This is a messenger RNA of Corapipo altera (White-ruffed manakin), 446 nucleotides long. RefSeq names its product neutral alpha-glucosidase AB-like. Gene Ontology annotation, cellular component: glucosidase II complex. Gene Ontology annotation, molecular function: glucan 1,3-alpha-glucosidase activity. The record is from RefSeq and is a predicted model, not a curated record. The annotation marks the transcript as partial. Lineage: Eukaryota; Metazoa; Chordata; Aves; Passeriformes; Pipridae. The transcript is spliced from 3 exons. Gene Ontology annotation, biological process: carbohydrate metabolic process; N-glycan processing.